GCGUCAGACUGGUCGUGGGGCUGGUCGUGGAGCUGGCCAUGGGACUGGCCGUGGAGCUGGCUGUCGGGCUGGCCGUCGGGCUGGCCGUUGGGCUGGCAGCCGGGCUGGCCGUCGGACUGGUCGCAGGGCUGGUAAUCGGGUUGGUCGUGGGGCUGGCGGUCGGGCUGGCCACGGGGCUGGCCAAAGGGCUGGCUGCAGGGAUGGUCGUGGGGCUGGCAGUCGGGCUGGCCGUCAGAAUGUCCGUGAGGCUGGUCAAGGGAGCUGGCGGUCAGGCCGUGAGGCUGGCAGUCGGGCUGGCCGUCGGGCUGGCCGUGGGGCGGGCCGUCGGGCUGGCCGUGGGACUGGCCGUGGGACUGUCCGUGGGGCUGGCCUUGGGGCUGGCCAUGGGGAUGGCAGUCGGAUUGGCCGUGGGGCUGUCGGUCGGGCUGGCCGUGGGACUGGCCGUGGGGCUGGCCGUGGGGCUGGAGGUCAGGCUGGCCGUGGGGCUGGCCGUGGCGCUGGUCGUGGGGGUGGCCGUGGGGCCGGCCGUGGAGCUGGAAGUCGGGCUGGCCGUGGGGCCGGCCGUGGGGCUGGCAAUCGGGCUGGCCGUCAAGCUGGCCGUGGGGCUAGCAGUCGGGCUGGCCGUAUGGCCGGGCGUGGGGCUGGCAAUCGGGCUGGCCGUCAAGCUGGCCGUGGGGCCGGCCGCGAGGCUGGCAGUCGGGCUGGCCGCGGGGCUGGCAGUCGGGUCGGCCGUCGGGCUGGCCGUGGGGCUGGCCGGGCUGGUCGUGGGACUGGCCAUGGGGCUGGCAGUCGGGUCGGCCGUCGGGCUGGCCGUGGAGCUGGCCGCGGGGUUGGCCGUGGGGCUGGCCGUGGGGCUGGCAGUCGGGCUGGCCACGGGGCGGGCCAACGGGCUAGCCGUCGGGCUGGUCGCCAGGCUGGCCGCGGGGCUGGCACUCGGGCUGCCCGUGGGGCUGGCAGUCGGCCUGGCCGUCGGGCUGGCCGUGGGGCUGGCAGUCGGGUUGGCCGUGGGGCUGGCCGUGGAGCCGGCCGUGGGGCUGGCAGUCGGGCUGGCCUUGGGGUUGGCCGUGGGACUGGCCGCGUGGCUGGCAAUCGGGCUGGCCUCGAGCUGGAGACCGUCGGGCUGGCCGUACGUGGGGCGGGCAGUCGGGUUGGCCGUGGGGCUGUCCGUGGGGCUGGCGGCCGGACUGGCCGUGGGGCUGGCAGUGGGGCUGGCCGCGAGGCUGGCAAUCAGGCUGGCCACGGGACUGGCUGUCGGGCUGGCCGUCCGGCUGGCCACGGGACUGGCCGGCUGGCCGGGCUGGCCGUGGGACUGGACGUGGGCAAG
This is a messenger RNA of Prorocentrum cordatum, 1324 nucleotides long. NCBI's taxonomy places the organism in Eukaryota, Dinophyceae, Prorocentrales, Prorocentraceae. The record is from the annotation of a GenBank genome assembly.